AAAGUUCGCCGCUGUGUCUGGUUGCGUCGGGUUGGGUCCCCAAGUCCUAUCGAGUGUGUGUGGUGGAGUCCUCAGUUGUUCACGGUUAAUCAUGGCGAUCGCGUUCAAGCUGUACCUGCUCGCCGUCCUGGUCGGGGUCGUAGCAUCUCACACAGCGGUAACCCCGCAGUUGGUGGUUGAACGCGAAGAGCAUGACCAGGACGUGAUACAGAAAACGUUGGACGAGAUUCGGCAACGAUCGAGUGUUCAGUUCAUGGAGUACGGACCGGACGCCAAGGAAGGCUACAAGUACCACUUGUCGGUUGGGGACGAGCUAGAUUACGUGAUACACACCGAUAAACCAAUCAUCAUCCCGAUCGUGGAAACCAUCAAGAGCACGCGGGCGGAGACUGAUCGGAAGCUGCUCGAGCGGUUGAUUGCAUCUGGGAGCAUAAAAUCGCUGGACAGUGUUAAGCGAAAGCAAUAAAAGAUAAGAUCGUUCUAGAUUUUA
This is a messenger RNA of Culex quinquefasciatus (southern house mosquito), 490 nucleotides long. RefSeq lists its product as uncharacterized. NCBI's taxonomy places the organism in Eukaryota, Metazoa, Arthropoda, Insecta, Diptera, Culicidae. The record is from RefSeq and is a predicted model, not a curated record. The coding region runs from base 92 to 466 and encodes 124 amino acids. The transcript is spliced from 3 exons.